Trichoderma breve is the source of this 1218-nucleotide messenger RNA. RefSeq lists its product as uncharacterized. The transcript is spliced from 5 exons. The coding region runs from base 1 to 1218 and encodes 405 amino acids. The record is from RefSeq and is a predicted model, not a curated record. Lineage: Eukaryota; Fungi; Ascomycota; Sordariomycetes; Hypocreales; Hypocreaceae.
AUGGCGUUGCUUUCUCUCCAGUAUCGGCGACCCAAGAAGGUCGACUCUGAGACCUAUCAGCAGCGCCGAGAAGCGUUGGAAGAAGCUGCUGAAGGAUCUGUCAAGUCAGGGGUUUCUGGCGCUUCGUCUGGUAUUCCAGAUGCCUUGAGCUUUGAUAAAAUCAUCAACGGUGGUACCUGUCCACCCCUGGCUAUCCGCGAUUUCAUGAAUUACCUCGUCUAUGUUGAACACGCCGCCGAAAACCUCCAGUUCUAUCUCUGGUUCAAGAAUUACGAAAAACGCUUCGCCGAGGCUAAGGGUAGUGACAUUGCCCUGGCACCGGAGUGGACUCAAGCCAUGGAGGACGAAGUUGUUGCCAAAGUUCGGAAAGAGCAGGUUGAUAAAAUGAGGCGAGAGCCUGCAGCAACGGCCGCCAUCUUCAAGGGGACCGAUUUUGAGAAGCAGCCCUGUGACAAGAAGGCCAAUCCUUUCAACACCCCCCCUCGAUCUCCGAAUGGUGUCUCGGAUGAUCAUGACACGCUGACGACAUCAUGGGAAGUCAUGACUUCGGGCGGAACGUCAAACGCUCAGUCUACCUCCAACGCCAGUUCGCGGACACAAGCUGCAGAAGCUUUCGUGACAGCUGGUGCUAGACUUCCCUUUACCAUUCAGCCGUUUCACCAGGAGAUCAAUCGCAUAAUAACAAGCUACCUCAUGGACGGUGCGCCACGGCAGCUUAACUUGGCUGCGUGGGAGCAGAGAGCAACAGUCCAAGCGCUCUCUCACACGACGCAUCCAUCUGCCUUUCGAAUUCUCUUCAAAAGUGUCGACUCGGCACUUCGACUCCAGUCGCAUCCUAAUUUCAUUAGAUGGUCCAUCUGCAACGGCAAUCUCCCCCGAGUUUGGGCCGGACGCGGCUACCGAGCUCUUCCUCUUAUUGCCUGGGUAUUGGGUAUGAGCACAUUGGUAGCCGCCUAUAAGGGCAUGUGUGUUGUCUUGCACGGCUUGCAUCACCGCCAUGUCCGCCCGUGGGAGCUCUACGAGGAUGAGCCAUGGGUAGUCAAGUAUCAGGAGCGGAACAUUGUUCGUAAAAUCUUUGACCGUGAGAUAUGGAUCCAGGAGCCUGCUUUGAGGCAAAUUCAGGACACCAUCUUUUGCCAAGCACUGCUAGCUGGCCUUGUUUUUGGUCUAAUUUUCAUGGCAGUUUUUCUUGCUGUCCCAGGAGGCCACUUCUUUUAG